UUGUUUUGUUGCACUUACAACACUUUGUGAAGAGGUUUCGAGUUUGGCUUUAUUGGGACACAUGGUUGCCUCAGUAACAUUUUCAAUAGGACAAGCUACCAUACAUGCCUCUUGACUUGCAAAAAUUCUGAAGUGCUUGGAGAGAAAGAUGCAUGAGGAAUGGCAUCAAAUCACUUCUCAAACUUUGAAGGAACAUACAAGAAUCUUCGCCCACCUGCUCUCAUAAUUGCGGGGUGUUCUGUGCUUGUAGCUCUAGUGCUCUCCAUUCUUCUCAUUCUGCAACAUCUUCGAUCAUAUACCAAUCCUGCAGAGCAGAAGUGGAUUGUUGCUGUUAUUUCAAUGGUCCCUAUCUAUGCUAUCGAGUCUAUUAUUUCUUUGUGGAAUCCGAGAUUAUCUCUAGCAUGUGACAUUUUAAGAAACUACUAUGAAGCCUUUGCUCUGUAUUCUUUUGGCAGAUACCUGAUUGCUUGUCUUGGUGGUGAAGGAAAGGUUGUAGAAGUACUUGAAGAUGAAUCUGCAGAACAACUAAGUAAAUCCUUGUUGGAUGGUUCAGAUGAGAAUCACGGCAUAGAAAAUAGAUCAUUUUGGAACUUCUUUUGGUAUCCAUCCAAGCUUGGAAAAGAUCUUCUCACAACAGAAAAAUUUGGUCUUGUUCAAUAUAUGAUCCUGAAGACUGUUUGUGCAUUGUUAGCAUUUAUAUUGGAAUUGGCUGGUGUUUAUGGUGAUGGGGAAUUCAAGUGGUACUACGGGUAUCCAUAUAUAGCAGUGGUAUUGAACUUCAGCCAGAUGUGGGCAUUAUACUGCCUUGUUCAGUUUUAUAAUGUUACUCAUGAGAGACUUCAACCAAUAAAACCACUUGCAAAGUUCAUCAGCUUCAAGGCCAUUGUGUUUGCUACUUGGUGGCAAGGUGUAGGUAUUGCAGUUUUGUGUACAUUUGGAGUACUACCCAAUGAAGGAAAAUUUCAAACGGGACUGCAAGAUUUCUUAAUUUCCAUAGAGAUGGCCAUUGCAGGUGUUGCUCAUGUGUUUGUAUUUUCUGCAAAACCAUAUCAUUUUCUUCCUCCUCCUGCAUAUGGAAAAGUCUCAAAGGAAACAAUAGAAGCAGCCUUGGAGAUAGAUGAAGGGAACAAACAGAAAUCAGCUGUGCUUAAAGAGAAAAUAACUCAAGUUGAGGCUCCAACAACUAGUGUCACAGAGAGCGUCCAGGAUAUUGUUGUGGAAGGUGGUCAACGAGUUGUCAAGGAUGUUGUACUAACAAUAAAUCAAGCAAUAGGGCCUGUGGAAAAGGGAGUGACAAGAAUUCAAGAAACCUUCCAUCACAAAACGGUCGUUUCAUCGGAUGAUGAUGAUGAUGAUGAUGAUGAUGAUGAUGAUGAUGAUGAUGAUGAUGAUGAUGAUGAUGAUGAAGAAGAAGAAGAAGAAGAAGAAGAAGAAGAUAUACAGGUUGAGAAAGAUGUCGCAAAAUCUUAGCGGUAAUGGAAAUGAAAUUGCAAUGGUGUACUUCACGAGUGUUAGGACUUGCUAGAAUAGAUAGUAUAAAUAUUAUUUCUCGGGUAAUUAACAAAAAGAUUAAAUGACAAUAGAUUUCCUUUCAAUUUGUUUAUUUUAAACAGUAAAUAUCCUUUGAGAUAGUGUGUCUAUUCUUCACG
Messenger RNA from Glycine soja, 1649 nucleotides. Its product is annotated as protein LAZ1 homolog 2-like. The record is from RefSeq and is a predicted model, not a curated record. The coding region runs from base 160 to 1470 and encodes 436 amino acids. Gene Ontology annotation, biological process: transport. Gene Ontology annotation, molecular function: transporter activity. NCBI's taxonomy places the organism in Eukaryota, Viridiplantae, Streptophyta, Magnoliopsida, Fabales, Fabaceae. The transcript is spliced from 9 exons.